AUGCCUGGAGCCGGCCCUGCCUCAGAGCAGCUCAAACUGCCAGGACCACUCCUGGAUCAGAAUGUAAAUGGAUGCAGCUUGCCUCCUAGGCUGUGGACAUGCCCCAUGGGAGGGAUCCCUAAAGUAAAUAAAAAGUAAAUGUGGCCUUUAUGCUCCCUGUGAGCUGAACUCCAUGCUCCCUGGCUACCUGCUCUGUGGUAGUGUCAGGGAGGCUACAGUACCUGUAGGUUGGAGUUGAGAGCAGCUAGACUUUAAAUUCCCUCACUAACUAUAAUCUAACUCUGGUGAUAGGCCUGGAACUAGGCUAAACCUCAGUUGUUAUGCAUUGUAAUGUGAUGCCCUACAUGAUCGAUAGGAAGGAUUAAAGGGUAAAAAGCAAGCAGUGGUUAAUGUGGGAAUGCACAAAUAGACAGAGGUGAGAAACAAAACUGUGAGAGUAACUGUGAAAAAUGAAAAAGUAAACCUAAUCUAAUCUAAAUUCAUGUGUUAAUUACUGUGAUGUUUUUGUAAGCAUCUACUAAUGCAGCACUCUGCUAGGUCUUUGUCUUACACAAUUAGAAUUUUUAUCUCAUUAUCUCAAAUACAGAUAGCAGGUACUCACACAUAUCCCUUGUCCUUGAGUGUGUGUGUGUGUGUGUGUGUGUGUGUGUGUGUGUGUGUGUGUGUGUGUGUGUGUGAGAGAGAGCAAGAGUGUGUGUGUGUGUGUGUGUGUGUGUGUGUGUGUGUGUGUGUGUGUGUGUGUGUGUGUGUGUGUGUGUGUGUGUCUGUGUGCGUGCGUGCGUGCGGGUGUGAACAUGUUAAUGUGGUGAAGAGCAGGCAGAGAAUGCUAGUUGAGAUUGAUACAUAUUCCAGUGGGUGAGCUCUCAUCAUGUCACAGGGCUGACAGUGAGAGGGUGUUAUUGGUAUGGAGAGGCAGCUCAUAUUCCACAGGAGAGUCAACUCUCACCCCUCCUUCACAACAAUGAACAGAACAUCCUCUCAGCUUUAUUUCUGUAUGCCCAGGUACUAGCACAUUGAUAGAGAUUGUUUUACAUUUUAAUAGCUUGCUAAAUUCAUCCAGGUUUGGAAAGGUUUGGGAGGUGAAGGAGAGGUUUAGAGCUGGUUGGUCCAAUGGAUCUAACUGCUAAUGCAGGCUAAUAGAUAGAGAACACUUGAAUAAAAGUUGACCACUUUAGGAAGCUCAACAACCACUCUACCUUAACCUCAACACUGUAUUCUAUCCAUAUAAUUUACUGUCCCCCAUAGAACUCAACAUAUCUGGGAUACAUACAUCACCCAGUGGAGGCUGCUGAUGGUAGGACGGCUAAUAAUAAUGGCUGGAAUGGAGUCAAUGGAAUGGUAUCAAACACAUCAAACAUGUGGUUUCCAUGUGGUUGAUGCCAUUCCAAUGACUCCAUUCCAGCCAUUAUUAAGAGCCGUCGUCCCCUCAGCAGCCUCCACUGACAUCACCAAUAUUAUACACUGAGUACACAAUAAAUUAAAAACACCUGCUCUUUCCAUGACAUAGAUUGACCAGGUGAACGCUAUGAUCUCUUAUUGAUGUCACUUGUUAAAUCCACUUCAAUCAGUUUAGAUGAAGGGGAGGAGACAGAUUAAAGAAGGAUUUUUGUGCAACUUAAUAUUAGGAAGGUGUCCCUAAUGUUUGGUAUACUCAGUGUAUAUUAACUUCUAUAAUGAUCACCAGCAUACCUUUAUGAAGACAAAUUAGAAGAUUGUGGAAGUUAACUUCAGAAGCACUGAGACCCAGUCAGACAGCGAUCACAGACAGACAACCAUUCAGAGAGACACAUUCAUCCCUCUAUUGUCAUCGUCCCAGCAUGAAGAAAAUGUGGCUUCUGCAUCUACAGUACAGAACCCAGAAUGAUGCCACUUAACUGAAAACACCUCCUCAGAUUUGACUUGGUAUCUGAAAAGAAAAAUAGGAAGGGAAGGCAGAAAUCAAUAAACACCAUCUAAGCCUGAGGGGUCCCCCAAUUUCCUCCAAACCACUCUACCCCCUGGGCAGAGUGGGAAACAAUGGCGGGGCAUCAAUACCUGCAAUUGGGGGAAUAUAGGUGGGGUGGGAGACAGCAGGGCACACAGCACAAAUGGGUCACCUCUCCUCCAGACACUAAAUGGGCCCCAAUCGUUUGCAUCAAUUCAAUCCGGUGGGAGACUGAGGACAGGUUGGGGUAUGGGAGCCAUUAAGACUGCAUGGGAAUAAAAGGGAGUAACAGGGGAGGGAAAGGGGUGUGGAUGUUUGAGGUCAGUAGAGAUAGGGACACAGGGUGGUAUAGGUGUUUUCAAUUACCGGCAAAUUCAGAGCAAUUUCCUACUCUUUCCGCCAAGCCCUCCCUCUGUGAGGGUGAUUGGAGGCUCACACAAUAGAGGCGGGAAGAUCAGCAUCAGUUGUGUGGUUGUUUGAGUGGGGGUGGGUGGAGAAAGAUAUAGAGGGGGUGUGUUUUCAUUUGUGUGUCUCAUUUUACCUUUCUCAGUCACCUUGCAGCUUUAUAUUGAGCAGAGUGUUUUUAUAGAAAAGGUCAAAAACUUCCAAUUGUUUCAAGUUCUUUGUAAAUGUUGAUAAGAAACUUCCUGAACACUGAUAUACAUACUUAUGGAUUUAAAGAUAACAUACAGACAGGAUGGGUGAAGCAUGUUGUUUGAAUUAACAGAGCAAAAACGGUUUGUGUUUCUGCUUUCUCUAUUCAUUACAAUGUGUAAAGCCUGCAGACUUCACAAGAAGAAAGCUUCCAUCUAAAGCCUCCAAUAGACUCUUUGUUCAUUUUCACCACUGGUCAAAACUAUGUUACCGUAUCCCGGUUCCUUUCUUUCUUUGUUACUGUCUUUUCAGGGAGGCUCUUUGCAGUGGAUGACAUGUUGAUGUUCUUACAUUGACAAUGGAAGUCAUGUGAAGCUCUACAGCCUUUCAGGUUCUAGCAAAGGGCCUGAAGGCGCCCAGAGAAGCAACAUGCGAUUAAGCAGUCAAAUUAUAGUAUUCCACGAUUCUGGUCUCAGACCAAUUUACCCAGGGGGGGGGGGGGGGGGGGUGGGGGGGGCAAAACUAGCAGGGUGUUUCCACAAUAUCCUGUGUUUCUUUUUGAAAAGGAAGAGACCGUUUUUACACUCAAUCAGGUGUAAGAUGUACUGUAUGAGAAAGACAAAACAGAAAUCAUCCUUGUUUCACCAAGCACAAAGGAACUACAGUAAGUAACAUGCUCACAUACUCUCAACUACUUCAGCUCUCGACUAAAGCGGGUGUUGGAAAGCAGUUCUCUUGUAAUCAGCUUGUCAGAUGAAACUGUCAGAGGGGAUUUUGUUUCAUCUGGUUAAACACUUUACUUUCCCUGUCUGCGACUGAUCCAACUUCAAAGGGCCCCGUAGCCUACAGUAAAACUCUAGACAGGAAGUUCCCCCCUGCAGAUGCUGCCACAUGAACAUAUGAGAGCCCUGAUAGCGGGUACUAUCAACGAUAUCACUUCCCCUGCACCCUGACUCUAUGAGGAGGGGGUAGCCAUGUUACACACUCACUGUAAUGUUAUAACAUUUUCUCAUUUUGAUAUUCAAAAAAAUAUGUUGUACCCGCAAUUCAGCUCUCUCUCUCUCUCUCUCUCUCUCUCUCUCUCUCUCUCUCUCUCUCUCUCUCUCUCUCUCUCUCUCUCUCUCUCUCUCUCUCUCUCUCUCUCUCGCGUGCGCACAUCUAUCUAUUGGGGGUUCUUGUGGUUUUCCAAAUCUACUUCUGCAUGCACAUUCCCAAUGUAUGUACCAGAUGGGCAAACACACAGAGCUGCUACUGGUGCCACUUGAGCAUGUCUUUGUCGUAGAUUAUGAAUCACUGGAGUAGACAGUAGUAAAUGUCAUGUCGAGUGCAUUUGAUUGGUCUCCAAGUGCUCCAUCAGAUGAAAGUGUAAAUAGAUAGUUAACACUCACAGACCAGUGUAGAUCCACACACGAACAUUUAAUGAGUGUGUCAUUAAACCAUACACUGUAGCAAUAAGAACACCCUGCUAUUCCUCUCUUUAAAACAACAGACAAUCACUUGACUGCAAUAUGCAUAAUCACUAGAGAUGUCUAGAAACCCAAAUUGCUUGACAAUGUGUCAAAGAUAAAUGUUUGUUUCCAUAUUGCUGGUGCCUAGGCCAUACUGUAUACAGGUUGUGUAGACAGAGCUGCAGGGCACGGAGUACAAAGGAAACUAUUUCCUGGUCUCUGUUAUUUCAAUCAUAAAUAACAAAUCUACAGUAUUGCAAAACCAUAAUUUACAGUAAAAAAAAAAAAUACUGAUUGCAACUCACAAGCAUAAGAUAUGUUCAGUGACACACCACUGUACCCUAGUGGAAGUCCCAGUGCUUGCAUGUGAAUAUUGCCUUGCUCUUCACUGGGCAGCAUUGUUCCCAUCUCCCUAGGUGGAGGAAUGGAUGGGUAGAUUGGCAGACUCCCAUUGGAGGAAAACAAUGGUCAAUAGUGGAAAGCCUUCAGCAGCACCAAACUCCUAAAGCCUAUGCCUCCUCACCACAUUCCCCUGACUAGCAUCACACAGAUUACUGACAGACUGGAAGAAGCACAUUCUACACUAUGUCUGUAUGUGAAAGAGUGGGAUUGUGCAUGUAUGUUUAUUGUAAUACUGUGUGAGUGUAUUUGCAUGUGUGUGUGUGUGUGUGUGCGUAUGUUGCAAAGAUUGAUCACAGAUUGAUCACAGAUCUCUAAAUUAAAAUAGCACAAUCAAACAUAAAUGACAAGCUUCCAGGAUACAUAUUGCAGAGCUAAAACAAUAUAACUGUACGUCUUUGUAAAGCAGCACAACAUCACAGUAUGAUCUCUGAUUUUGAUGAUGGCAGAAUCCCAAAAUAAGCAUAUCUGAAUGGUUUUCAAAGGCAAUAGCUCAGUGAAAGAUGAAACCUAUCAACUAAUUAUUGUAAUUUAUUUUGGCUUGCCUCUUCUGUCUGUCUUCACUGGUCUACAGGAUCUCACAGACUGUUAACGCUAACCUGUUUCUACACUGAGCCACAUACUCUCUAUGAUCUAUAUUUAACUUGGCUUGUGUUGGAACGGGGCUGUAUGUCAGAGGAUUGUGCAUAUGAGGCAGGAGUUCAGUGUCAGUUUCCAACAAGGCCUCUGAAUUUAGCCUGGGUAAAGGCAGCAGCGAACGGAGCGGGUAGUGACUCCUAUUGAACUACAGACUGCUCUGGUCCCGCUGUUGUUCCGUCACCUGCUCUUCUUUUUCCUUUUUUUUGUUUGUGUAUGUCUUGGUACCACUUGUGUGGUACCAAGUGGCGCAGUGGUCUAAGGCACUGCAUCGCAGUGCUAGCUGUGCCACUAGAGAUCCUGGUUUGAAUCUAGGCUCUGUCGUAGCCGGCCGCAACCGGGAGACCCAUGGGGCGGUGCACAAUUGGUCCAGGGUAGGGGAGGGAAUGGCCGGCAGGGAUGUAGCUCAGUUGGUAGAGCAUGGUGUUUGCAGUGCCAGGGUUGUGGGUUCGAUUCCCACGGGGAAUGAAAAAAUAAAAUAAUGUAUGCACUUACUAACUGUAAGUUGCUCUGGAUAAGAGCGUCUGCCAAAUGACUAAAAUGUGUUUUGGUGGAAAGGAAGGGAUGAGUUGUAAAUGCUUUAUCAGAUGAUUGCUAGUGUUGUUGAUUGGACAUGGGCACAUUUGCUGUAUCAGUUUACACUGAGGAUAUGGUAUAUUCAAAUAUUGUAUGAUAUGUGUAAUAUGACAAUAGUCUAACAAACAUAAUUAGGGAGUUAGAGAAUUGCCCAGAUUUAGCUAAUAAUAACUGGAAAACAUUCCACUUAUUUUGGUAGCUACAUGUUUUUUACCCACUGUGUUGGUCAGCAUGUGCAGUGCAGUUGUUGAUAAUUUCUUAGUGAUUUCAGGUGACUGGAUCUCUAACUCUGUAUUAGGGAUUGCCAUUACUGAGAGGAUGGCUGAGGGCUACUUGGCACAGGGACUGUUUAUCUGUGACCGGACCACUGCUUUUACGCAAGUCACAGCUUUGUGAUUUGCAACAGGGAGUCAGUCAGCCAGUGGCGAUGGAUCAGUCAGAGGGGCUAGAGAACAGAAGUUGCAUAAACAGCCCUGACCCCCUGGUACGAGAGGCCUAUCUGAUGUUACAUGACUAUAUCAACUAUGUGACCGCAGGGCCCGAAGGCCACAUAGGCCCACCACCCCUACAGCCACAUCAGCAGCCCUGCGCCAUGCUGGGGACGAGCUGCUCAUUAGGUUCCCCAUCUUCUUCAGGCGCUGGCCACGCGUCUUCCAGGACGUGACUGAGGCCUCAGCCUGCCCCAUGCUCACCACCAUCCUAGACAAGCACUUUACCCCCACCACCCCCAGGGGGCGCCAGCGAGACCUGGCCUGGAGCGCUGUGCAGUCUGUGUAUGUGCUGGCUGGCCAGAUGGCCCUGCACUGCCACGAGAGGGGCAUGGACGGAAUCCUUCCUCAGCUUAAGGAGUGUGUGGGGGGUUAUGUGGAGAGGGUCAUCUAUCCAGAGAUUAGGGACAAGGGUGGAUGGGUAAGUUCACUGGUCAAGGUUAUUCACUGGCAUAGUAAGACUAGGCUACAGUUUAAAAUGUGGUUAUGUUGUACUGGUGUGGCUGUUGUUGUGAAUUUUACAUUCUAACUCCUGGGAUCUAAUAAUGUUUUCUGUUGUUGGCAGACAGGCUUUGUGUCCCGCUUUGGGCAGAAGCAGGACUUGGAGGCCCAGGUGAAGAAGGUGUGUUGCUGGACUCUACUGCUAUUGGUCACCAGUAUCCUGUCCUAUUUCCUGUGGAAACGAAGAAUAGCUUAAACAACACCCCCACCUGGUGACCACAAUCAGAUAGCUCCAAAAGUCUGCUUUGUGAAUAAAUAUUUUCCCAAAGCUUCUCUUUUCCAAACGCAUCUCAAUGACCCACUAUCCCCCAUUUUAAACCAUUGAGUUUUGCAACAAUAACAUCAACAAUGCACAGCAUACAUACAUUCACAUCAUGUGUAUCAUGUAUGUGUAACUUAAAACCUCUGAAUCAUGAUGGUAAAAAACAUUACCUCAGUAAUAGCAAUUUUCACAAGAAUGUGGUACAUUUUCACAACUCUUAGUACAAAACUCAAAACAGAUCAUCAAAAAGGUAGUUGUUUCAAAAACUCUAAGCUCAUUUACAAUUGACUAUGUACAACACACAAAAUCAUACAGUCACUGUUUCAUCUAGAAUAUACGUUUCACAUUGCAAUACAUGUUCAUAUAAAGUAAUUGCCUUUCACAAUG
Messenger RNA from Coregonus sp. 'balchen', 7215 nucleotides. The record is from the annotation of a GenBank genome assembly. Lineage: Eukaryota; Metazoa; Chordata; Actinopteri; Salmoniformes; Salmonidae.